GGGCAAUGUCCAUGCACAUGCUUUGUCUCGUUUGAUUUCAAGUCUCCGGAUUCAUGCUUCCUCGCACUUACUGUGGAGGGACGCAGAAGUCGACCCGGGCCUAUCUUGGACUACGUGCAGCAUCUCCGGGUUUAAUAGCAGCCACUGGUCCGCCACGGCAUUACAGCACAGAGAUAUCUGGCGUGCCUCAGCAGCUGGACUUGCUGGAACGAUAUAGAGGUUUGGUCGCCUUGGGUCGGGUGAGAUUCGACGACGAACAAGUCAGGGUUAUUGCACAGCUCAGGAGGCUACAGAGAGAGCUAGACGGCUACGCCCCACCCGCAUUAGCGACACGUUACAUUCACCAUAGCGGCAGUGAGAGGGAACUCGGUGAUAACGCACGACCUUGGUGGGCCCCUGCAGACCACGCAGAAGUUACGGUAGAUGCGGAUACGGCGGCCUCGGAGUAUGGCGCACUCAUCCGCAUCCGUACUCAUGCAGAGGAGAUCGCGGCGCUGACCACCCCCAAAGGUCUUCUCCUCACCGGCCCCCCAGGCUCCGGCAAGAGCUUCCUGAUAGACCUCUGGUAUGCAGCCAUGCCUACUCCGUUCAAGGCGCGCAAGCACUACAGCGAGCUCGUGCUCGAGGUGUACCGUGCGGUCUGGGAGGAGACGAGGGUCCGUAUGGCCAAUGUACAUUCUGCCGACCCAUCUGCGUCUGAUCCUACUUCCGAAACCCUUCCUUGGACACGUUCCCUUCGCGAGCGCUGGCGCGGUCUGCUCGACACUGGGAAGCUGCCAACGAUGUGGGUCCGCAAGGCGACCCGCUUCGGGACAACUCCAUCCGCCGCCCAUCAGCCCCCCAUCGCGUUCGUCGUCGCGCAGCGUCUCAUUCUCCACCACUGGCUACUUGUCUUCGAUGAGAUCCAGCUGCUUGACGUAUCGAGCGCUACCCUGCUUGCUGACGUGCUCUCGUGGUUUUGGCGCAUGGGCGGUGUCGUCGUCGGCAGCUCGAACAAAGUGCCGGACGACCUCUACAAGAAUGGCGUGCAGAAAGAGCGGCUGGAGCCCUUUGUGGAGGCGCUGAAGGCGAGGUGCCCUGUGGUGCUCAUGCGUUCGGAGAAGGACUGGCGCGCCGAGAGGGCGAGCAGAUCCGAGGGUCAGGGCGCGAGUUGGUAUGUGUCAGGACAGGAUGAAGAGUUUGAGAAGAAGGUGAGGUCGUUUGUUGGACCCGACACCACCUCUAAGCCAGCAGAUCUGGUAGUGUUCGGUCGGAGAAUAUACGUCCCCUGGACUGCGGGAGGCGUAUGCAAGUUCGCCUUUGCACCAUUAUGUGAAGAGUCUCUAGGCCCAGCAGACUACAUCACUUUGGCAUCCGCAUAUCAUACCGUCGUUCUCACAGACAUUCCCAUCCUUAAGCUUUCGGCCAAGAAUCAAGCACGUCGGUUUAUCUCCCUCAUCGAUGCGCUCUACGAAGCAAGGUGUAGGAUUGUCUGCCUCUCGGAGACGAAGCCCGAAGGGCUGUUCUUCCCUGAUGCCCCUACUCCUGCGCUGGACGACGCCUCGGGCAAUGCUACCGGCCAUCCACCGCAACACGACGUCGACGUCAUGAUGGCCGAAGCAAUCGCAGAAACUCAAGACGUUUACAGACCUAACAUAUCUUCCUACGACGCGCCGAACAUGGCUGAGGCACCGAGGGCACCUACAUCUGCACUCGCGCUCGAUACGCUGUCUAUAUUCUCUGGCAAGGACGAGCAAUUCGCGUUCAAACGCGCCCUGUCCCGUCUCCUCGAAAUGACAAGCGAGAGCUACGCCCAAGAGGAACACUGGACUCCCCUCCCUCUCAGUUCACGCAAGUGGGAGCGCUCCGAGGCAGGCCGUAGCCACAAUACGACCCACUGGGAGCGUCCCCGGAGCACCGCACCUUCCAGCGACUUCGCAAUCGAGGCGGCGAAUGAGGGUACAUCGGGUCUACAGGACGGUCGGCCUGAAGCCCCGCGUCUGCAUGAGGCGCAUAUAUGGGGAGUACGCGACGACUGGGGUGAGCGCGCGAAGCAGUGGGGGCGCGGGGUGAAGGUAUACGAGGACUCGGGAGGAAAGGUCAACAAGGACAAGACUCCGGAGAAGCCUGUGUCAACUGGGCGUCAUCACAGCUACUGUAACCUGAAGAGAAUCGAUAGCCUUGUUAUGAAUGCGUCCGGUCACCCUGCACACAAAUAA
Messenger RNA from Fomitopsis serialis, 2198 nucleotides. RefSeq names its product AFG1-like ATPase-domain-containing protein. The record is from RefSeq and is a predicted model, not a curated record. Gene Ontology annotation, cellular component: mitochondrion; cytoplasm. Bases 54 to 2198 code for a protein of 714 amino acids. Lineage: Eukaryota; Fungi; Basidiomycota; Agaricomycetes; Polyporales; Fomitopsidaceae. Gene Ontology annotation, molecular function: ATP binding; ATP hydrolysis activity. The transcript is spliced from 7 exons.